Messenger RNA from Mesorhabditis belari, 426 nucleotides. The record is from the annotation of a GenBank genome assembly. NCBI's taxonomy places the organism in Eukaryota, Metazoa, Nematoda, Chromadorea, Rhabditida, Rhabditidae.
AUGCUCAAGCAGUUGCUCGUCGCUUUCGCACUUUUCAGCGUUGCUUUGACUAUUAAUUGUUAUUAUGAUUGGUCAUCUGGAAAGGGAGAGUCACACACUGGAAAUAAGAUGAACCGCCCUUGUCCCGGCUGCGACUACUGCCUCAAGUUUAAAACCAAGGAGAAAAGUAACACUGCUGUUUAUUGGGAUUGUGGAUGUUCACAAUAUAAUGGAAUCUCUGGUGCUGAUUGUCUGCGGUCUGGGUCCCAGAAGGAAACGGUCUACAUUGACGUGGGGCAAGGACCCUCCCUCAAGGAGACUGUGGAUGCUUGGAUAGCGAUGGGGAACCGCUGUGCACGAAAACGGACCAGCGGACAGAUUCAUGGAUACUUGAUCAAAGUGGUUCCAAAACCGAAAAUUGGUGUUGCAAAGGGGUUCUUUGCAAUC